Molecule: messenger RNA, 1099 nt
Organism: Anopheles coustani
Lineage: Eukaryota; Metazoa; Arthropoda; Insecta; Diptera; Culicidae
Product: activating signal cointegrator 1 complex subunit 1
Exons: 3
Coding region: 1-1053 (350 amino acids)
Biological process (GO): regulation of DNA-templated transcription; DNA alkylation repair
Cellular component (GO): nucleus
Molecular function (GO): RNA binding
Source: RefSeq, a predicted model, not a curated record
AUGGAUGUAAUGUCUCCCCAACUCAUGUGGAUUGGCACGCGGUGCUACAGAGUGAAUCAUACCAAAAUGCCCAAUUCUGACGACCAAGAGUUGUCCGAACGACCGCAAGGCUACGUAGAAGACGAUAUUUAUGGUGAUGAUCGUGAAGAGGAGGAAUACGACAUAGAACUGAACGAGGCGGGGAAAUUUCAAACGGCUUUCCACGUGCCAGCAGCGUUCUACGCAAUGAUCAUCGGAGCAAAGGGACAAACGCGCCAGCGGCUGGAGGCUGAAACGAAGGCACAAAUAAAGGUACCGAAGCAAGGCACAACUGGCAACAUCGUGAUAACGGCCACCACCCGAAAGUCGGUUGCCGCUGCUCGGUCUCGCAUUGAGCUCAUUGUAAUCGGUGCUCGAAACAAGCAGCAAUUCACACACUUUCUCUCCGUGCCGCUUAAUAAUCCGGCAAUCAUGAAGCGAUUUAUUGAUUUCCGCGAGAAACUUCUGACCAAACUUCCGCCAGCGUUUCGUGUUGAUGAAUCCUUGUUUCAACAACCGGAAAAACUGCACAUAACCCUCUGCACGUUAAGUUUGAUGGACAACGAAGACCGGGCGAAUGCGGCGCAGGUCCUGCAAGAUUGUCAGGAUGCUAUCAUUAGCCCCCUGCUAAAAGAAAACGGUCCAAUGGAAUUGCGUGUACGCGGGUUGGAAUACAUGAACGAUGAUCCGCAUGCCGUUGAUGUACUGUACGCCAAAAUUGAAUCCCCAACGCUGCAAAGUAUCGCGGAUCGUAUAUACGAGUACUUCAUUUCCAAAGGGCUGAUGCAGCGUAAAUAUGACCACGUCAAACUGCACGCCACGCUCAUCAACUCGCUGUUCCGCACAUCCAGCGGUGACAAUGUGGACGAAAAAGAGGCGGAACGACGAAGGAUUACCUUCGAUGCCAGUGAAAUACUGCGGCUUUACGGUGAUUUCGAUUUUGGCCAGCUGACGGUGAACGAAAUCCAUCUCUCCCAACGCUAUUCUACGUCCUGCACCGGCUUCUACGAGGCUACCGCCACCAUCAAGCUGUGAAUGAACAAAUAAUAAAAACGGAAACCUCAUGCACAGUGUGCGAAAU